Grammomys surdaster is the source of this 4744-nucleotide messenger RNA. Its product is annotated as bcl-2-like protein 2. Bases 212 to 793 code for a protein of 193 amino acids. Gene Ontology annotation, molecular function: protein heterodimerization activity; protein homodimerization activity; RNA binding. The transcript has 4 exons. Gene Ontology annotation, cellular component: mitochondrial outer membrane. Gene Ontology annotation, biological process: intrinsic apoptotic signaling pathway in response to DNA damage; extrinsic apoptotic signaling pathway in absence of ligand; negative regulation of intrinsic apoptotic signaling pathway. Lineage: Eukaryota; Metazoa; Chordata; Mammalia; Rodentia; Muridae. The record is from RefSeq and is a predicted model, not a curated record.
CUCUUGGGGGAACCGGGAGUAGAGAUGGUGUCGACAGGAAGCCCGUGGUCCCGGGUUUCCCGAGUGGGCAGUCAUUAAACAUGGAAUCGGCUCCACAGCUGGCAAAGCGUUGGAGGGCUACACUCUAGCCGGGAGGAUGAAAGGCCUCAGCUGGGAGCUCCCUGCCACCAGCACUGGGUCCUAAGAGCUGCCAUCCAGGCUGGCCGCCCGGAUGGCGACCCCAGCCUCAACCCCAGACACACGGGCUCUAGUGGCUGACUUUGUAGGGUAUAAGCUGAGGCAGAAGGGUUAUGUCUGUGGAGCUGGCCCUGGGGAAGGCCCAGCAGCCGACCCUCUGCACCAAGCCAUGCGGGCUGCUGGAGACGAGUUUGAGACCCGCUUCCGGCGCACCUUCUCUGACCUGGCUGCUCAGCUACAUGUGACCCCAGGCUCAGCCCAGCAACGCUUCACCCAGGUUUCCGACGAACUUUUCCAAGGGGGCCCUAACUGGGGCCGUCUUGUGGCAUUCUUUGUCUUUGGGGCUGCCCUGUGUGCUGAGAGUGUCAACAAAGAAAUGGAGCCAUUGGUGGGACAAGUGCAGGAUUGGAUGGUGGCCUACCUGGAGACACGCCUGGCUGACUGGAUCCACAGCAGUGGGGGCUGGGCGGAGUUCACAGCUCUAUACGGGGACGGGGCCCUGGAGGAGGCACGGCGUCUGCGGGAGGGGAACUGGGCAUCAGUGAGGACAGUGCUGACGGGGGCUGUGGCACUGGGGGCCCUUGUAACUGUAGGGGCCUUUUUUGCUAGCAAGUGAGAAAGUCUAGGGCCAGGUGGGGCUAGGUGUGGCUAGGGGCCAGGAGAGCUGGAACAGUAGAGAAUGCCCUUGGAAGAAAUUGGAUGGUCACGGAACAGAGAAAGGCAAGGGAAGGUAGUGUGUGCGUGGGAGCCAAGCAUGCCAGGCAGGUGGCAGGGAGAAUGAGUUGGAAACAUUAAAGAAUGUUUCAAGGCCAGGAACCCAGAGGGUGGAGUCAUACCACGGCUUGGGGGGAGGUGGGAGGAAUCAUGUCCAUAUCGGUGGCACACAGCUACCCGGAACAUGGCUUGUAGCUCCAAGGACGGUGAACUUACUUAAAAGAUCUGCAUGUCUAAUAGAUGAAUGGGAUUUAGGGAGCCUAGAAUUCACCUCCCUUUGGAAUGGAAGCUUGGUGAUCAGGUGACUGGAUGAAAUGGCUGUGGGCUGCAUGGGCACACCUAUGCAUGUGCACAUGCAGGCAUACUCAUACAUGCAGGCAUGCUCAUACAUGCAGGCAUGCCCAUGUGCAUGCUGGGCUGUUUGUCCAAUCUGGUGAUGGGGUACUUCAAGAAAACAUUCCUUCUUGCUGUGGCAAGAACAAGGGCCAGUUCACUGCCCUUUUCCCCUCUGCCCCUUCCCUUUACCUCACGCCUCCAGGCUGAGGGAGGAACACUGCAUCUAGACUAGGACUCUGGUACUGCUGACAGUUGUUGGCUUUGGAGAGAAGAGCUCUGCAGCUGGCCUUGCUCUUCAUCAUCCCCCUCUUGUGUGCAUCUUUGCACCUGGGCUGACAAAGGAUAAGCCUGUGGUGUCUGGGUGGGUAGAAGCUGUGGUAGUUGGACUUGUCUGUCACCUUCCCCUCCAAUGGUGGCAUAAGGGUGCCUAAAGUGUUGCCUGUAGGACCCCUCUGUCCAGCUGAAACUCUAAAUUGGGGCUCUGAUUUUCCUUUAGAAGAUUACAGACAUAAAUGCUGACUUAGAAUUCAGUUUAGUUCCUGAACUGUCUCAGUGAGAGGACCAUUCCAGCUCUUGAGUCCCUUGGGAGUGCUGGGGACAGGUACUCCUUGACUGGCCUGUUCUGUGUGGUGGGUUUUGGUGCUGUUUAUCAGGGGCCAGGCAUAUGGGUUCUAGAGUACCUGCCAUGACCUAACAUGUUUUCUUUUGAAGCCAUGCUCUUUGCAUAGGUUAUGUUGUUAACACUUGAGUCGCUAAAGAUGGUCACAAUAGAACUCACAGUCCAGUCCUCUAGAACAAAUCCAGACUCUAGCUUUUUCUUUUGAGGGAGAAAUUACUCACUCCAAAUGCAUGCCCUGAGCCAGACCUCACUGCUGCACUUUCCAAGGUGCUACCUUUGCUGCUCUUCAAUGCUGACUUUGUUCCCAGUGCUCUAGAACCCUACCUGCCUGUCCUGAGCACUGACCAGCUUGGCUAGGCCACAGCCGACUCGCCUCUUCACUUGGUCCUAGAAUGUGGCAUCAUAUUGUGCUUGCUAAUGUGGGACCAAAUUGGCCUCAGGUGUUUUAGUCCAGACGUUUGCUUUUGAGAGAAGGUUGCACUUUUUAAUAGUGUCUAUGGGGGAUGUGGGAGACUGCAUGUGCCAGUUGGUCUGUUUUGAGGGUGAUGAUCUAAGAAACUCAGAGCUGUGUGUGGCAAGCAGUUGGAGUGGGAGGCUCUGACUUGCUCAGGACAAACUAGGCCAGUGGUUUUCAAACUGCUUGGCAGAGCCCCGAAGUGUCCUAGGGGUUGCCUCAGGAGUCCUUAGGGAGAUGAGGGAGUGGAGGGCUGGGCAGUUUGCCCUCAAACAGAACAGCUCCCCUUGUAGCUGUUUUAUGUAUCGGGGUUCAGGGUAAGAUUUAUUUGUGGUAAGGGCUUUGCUGCUGAAAAAAAGUUAGAAAACCACUGACUAGACCAUCAGCUCCAUCUGGAGCCUGUGCUCCUCCGAGUUCAGGGAAGACUCUCUGCUCUACCCUUCCCACGGGACACCUACCCAAAUUAGCAUUCCUGGGGCCCUUUAGCAAACAGGAGCAGCAGGGACCAGGGUCAGGUUACCAACAUGCUCUGCUCUCAAGCCUUUACAAGGGGUGGAAGGAGAGGCUGUGUUAUGAUAGGCUAAAGGGUUGGUCUUGGUCUGGAUUCCCAGAAGCUUAGCUUAAAUGGGACCACCGUGGGGAGAUGUGACCUGUUCUGCCCUUAGUUUUAAGGGCCAGUGGAAACCCAGAGACUCUUCUGUCAGGGAAAACCAGGGACUCUUUUAGAGCCAUAUAGUUCCUUGGGAUUAACUCUUGGCCAAGAAGGCUGAAUAUGGCUCCCAACUUUUAAAUCCAUUUCAUUUUUUUAAAUGAGGGAAAUGGAUAUAAUUUUUCAGAUAUUAAGUAGGUGGAGAGGAUGUUCUUGCUCUCCAAAGCCCAAAGGGACAAAUAGGGACUUUGCUUAGGCCAAGACAAGAGCGGAAGUGGGGCACUCAGUGCUGCAGUUAUCAAUCCUAUGCCCCACUUACACUAGGGCAUACAUAUACUGUUUUACUUUUUUAAAUCAUAAACGGCAGGAGAACAGAUUUGGUUAGUUUAGAAGAAGAGAAAAAGCUCUAUAAAUAUAAAUAUAUAUUCCUGUAUUUUUAUUUAAUAAUUUAUAAAUGCCAAGUUCAUUUGACUUUUAUUUUUGUGUAAUAUGUAAUGGUCGUAUUAAAAAUAAAUAAAUAAAGCCCAGAAAUUUAUUGAGAAGUACUGAACAGGGUUUUGUGACUUCUAUACCGUACAGCCUGGGUUUUAGAACUUUCCUGAAACCAGUCAUUUCUUAUGACCAUGACCUUGGUAAGGAAAAUAAUUUGAGUUAUAGGGAUUUGUGAAAGAAAGUAUAGAGGUUAAAAAAAAAAUCGCUCCCACCCCACCCCUGGCCAAAUACCCAAACCUAACAACUCUAUACCAACUCCAGCCUCAAAAAGGUGUAGGCACAUAUGGUACAUCUGGAGUCCCCUACACACAACAACCCCCUCCUCAAAUAUUCUACUUGGUGUGGUGGCAAAUAACUGCAAUCUCAGUAGUCAGGUAGAGAUAAGAAGACAGGCUACCCAGGUAUAUGGUGAGGUCAAGGCCAGCUAAGGCUUCUUAAGACCUUGUCUCUAAACAAAUUAAUAGAAAACAAAAGGGUAAUUAAUGCAUGGAGGUUGUUCUUAAGUAUUUAUCUCAAAUAUAAAAGCUAGGCUGUGAACUCAGCUAUGAGUUUCUUGGCAACCAAAGCAAUCUGGAAAACAGUGAAAUUCAAAGCUACCUAGUUACUCAGAAGGCAGAGUUUCCUGAAAAGAUACUUAGUUGACAGAAUUGAAAUAGUUUAUAUCUUGUCCUUUUAGAACUACCAAGUGGGGAUCCAGAAGGCCUUGGGUUUGUCUUAUCAGCCUCAUUAUAAUUUGGGCUAAUAUGUUACUUUAUAAUGAUCUGAUUACUAAGUUUUAGAUUGUCCAAAGGGGCAGAUGACUGAUUUCUUUAUAUAGUUCUGUGUAAAUGCAACUCAUCCAGAUGGCACUUUUAAUAAAGUUGGCAACACUUAGUUACACUUUCUGACCACUGUGGGAGUAGACAGGUUGGGUUGGGGUAGUUCUUGCUUAUGCUGUAAAUCUCUUGCACUUCAGGAACAAGGACUUUAAGUGUAGAUCUAGUCAGCUUCAAGCCAGACCUGGCUGCAAAGUAAGACUCAGUGUCAGGAGAAAGAACAAAACUGAAACCCUACAGUUUCUUGCAAUUGGGUAGAUCAUAGAUAUUCUUCAUCAAGUUUCUUUGUUUGCUUUUUCUUCCAUUUUUUGAAAUAGGAUUUUGCUUGUAGCCUACUCUGGCCUCAGACUCAGAUUCCAGGUAUGUGACAUCGGGUCUGGCUGAAUUUUUUGAAAAUUUAAAAACACCCUCAAAUGUGGUUAUGGGGACAAACCAUAAAAUAAUAACUAAUCAAUAACCAAUUAAUAAAAAAACAACCCAAAGCUGAA